GUGUGUGAUCUGCGAUGAGGAGCUCCGUCAACGGCCAACCCCUCCGAUGCUCAAUUGCGCCAAUACGAGUCAUCACGGCAAUUGUCGUCAAUGCCAAAAUAUCAAAAUUAUCAGUGCUCUUUUCAAGCAUUAGAUCAAUCGUAGAAUAUACCAUAAUAUCUUCUUUUUAAAACGAUAGAAGAACAAUAGCCAGAAUGACGGACAACGAUGCAGAGGGCCUGACUCCUUUAUGGGAGCACAAUGACCCCUCAUCCACUAAUAUGUACCGCUUCAUGGAACGCGUAAAUGAAAAGCAUGGACUCAACUUCAAGACGUAUAAAGAACUAUACGCGUGGAGCGUCACCGACCUCCCGACCUUCUGGGAAGAAGUAUGGCACUUCACCGGAAUCAAGGCGUCCACGCCCUACGAAAAGGUGCUAGACGCGUCGGCGCCCAUGUUCCCUCCCCCCGCCUUCUUCGAGGGCGCCCAUCUCAACUUCGCCGAGAACCUGCUGUUUCCACCCUCGAACCCGCCGGCGGACGAUGUCGCGGUGUUCGAGGUCACGGAGAUCGACCGACGAACCGUCUCCUGGGGCCAGCUCCGUGAGCGGGUGCGUGAAUGCCAGAGCGCUUUGCAACACGGGCUCGGGGUUCGGCCGGGCGAUCGGGUUGCGGGUUUUGUUGGCAACCAUGCGAACACGUUGGUUGCGGCGCUGGCGUCCAUUUCGCUGGGUGCGAUCUGGACGGCUGUGAGCCCGGAUUUCGGGGUUCAGGGCGUCCUGGAACGGCUGCGUCAGAUUGAGCCAACCGUGCUGUUCGCAGACAGUGCAUCGUUCUACAAUGGUAAAGUCCAUCCAGCUUUGCCUAAGGUGGCUGAGAUCGCGGCCGACCUGCCUUCAUUGAAGGCCGCGGUUAUAUUCCGGUCGAUCAGCGGCUUAGAUGUGGAUAUCUCCAGCGUCAAAGUCCUGUAUGGUGAGGUUUUAACUUACAAUGACUUCCUCCAACGGAGCCGACCUAGUGAACUGAUCUUCGAGCAACUCCCGCCCAACCAUCCGAUAUAUAUCCUCUAUAGCAGUGGAACCACCGGCGCCCCGAAAUGCAUAUGUCACGGCGCCAUCGGAACUCUGAUUCAACAUAAGAAAGAGCUUUUCAUUCAUGGUGAUGUUGGGCCGGGUUCGCGAAUCUUGUAUUACACCACGACGGCGUGGAUGAUGUGGCACUGGUUAGUAACCUCUCUCGCCAGUGGCGCAGCUCUGGUUCUCUAUGACGGUUCUCCGUUUCGAUCCAGAGCCGUGUUGGCGAAGGAAUCCAUCAAUGGAAAUCCCGUCCUUGAACAGGAGGACGCCACCCCAACAUCCAUCCCAGACGACUACGCGAUGGCCAAACUGAUCUCCGAACUCAAAAUCACCCACUUUGGCACCUCCGCCAAAUACCUCUCUCUCCUCGAGCAGAAGCAGCUCGACCCCCGAUCCCACCCUUCCCUCGACCUCACCUCCCUCCAAGCCAUCUACUCCACCGGCUCCCCCCUCCCCCCCUCCACCUUCCGCUACAUUUACCGCGUCUUCCCCCCCUCCCUCAACCUCGCUAGCAUCACUGGCGGCACCGACAUCGUCUCCCUCUUCGGCGCCCCCAACCCCCUCCUCGCCGUCUACCCCGGUGAAAUCCAAGCCCCCGGCCUCGGCAUGGCCAUCCGCGCCUUCGAGCCCGACCGCACCGACGUCACCGACCGCGGCACCGAAGGCGACCUCGUCUGUACGGCGCCGUUCCCCUGCCAACCCGUCGGCUUCUGGGCGCGCGACGCCGACGGCUCCUCGGGCAUCCACACCGCCACCGGCAUCGCGAAGUACCGCGCCGCGUACUUCGAGCUGUUCCCCGGCGUGUGGCACCACGGGGACUUUGUGCGGUUCAACCCGCGGACAGGCCCGGGGUUGGUGAUGUUGGGGCGGAGCGACGGGGUGCUAAAGCCGGCGGGGGUGCGGUUCGGGAGCGCGGAGAUCUACAAUGUGGUGUUGAAGGGAUUUGGGAGCGAGGUGGCGGAUGCGCUGUGCAUUGGGCGGCGGAGGGCGGAGGAUGCGGAUGAAGAGGUGGUCUUGUUUUUGAAGAUGGAGAAAGGGAAACAGUUGGAUGAAGGGCUAAGGGAGAGGGUGAAGAGGACGAUUCGAGGGGAGUUAAGCGCGAGACAUGUGCCGGCUAUUGUUGAUGAGUGCGUCGAGAUUCCAGUGACGACGAACGGGAAAAAGAUCGAGGGGGCGGUGAAGCAAAUCCUCUCUGGAAUGAAUAUCAAGCUAUCCGCGUCCGUGAGCAAUCCGGAGUGUUUGGAGUUCUAUCGUGAGUGGGCAAGGACGCAUUAA
Molecule: messenger RNA, 2330 nt
Organism: Eremomyces bilateralis CBS 781.70
Lineage: Eukaryota; Fungi; Ascomycota; Dothideomycetes; Eremomycetales; Eremomycetaceae
Product: acetoacetyl-CoA synthetase-like protein
Exons: 5
Coding region: 195-2330 (711 amino acids)
Cellular component (GO): cytosol
Molecular function (GO): acetoacetate-CoA ligase activity
Source: RefSeq, a predicted model, not a curated record